Nematostella vectensis (starlet sea anemone) is the source of this 1706-nucleotide messenger RNA. Its product is annotated as armadillo repeat-containing protein 10. Gene Ontology annotation, molecular function: protein binding. The transcript has 6 exons. The record is from RefSeq and is a predicted model, not a curated record. The coding region runs from base 63 to 1112 and encodes 349 amino acids. Lineage: Eukaryota; Metazoa; Cnidaria; Anthozoa; Actiniaria; Edwardsiidae. Gene Ontology annotation, cellular component: mitochondrion.
UGAUUAUUUCACAUGAAGUACUAUGGUCAGAUAAGGUAUUUACUUGAUGCAUUAAUUUUGGAAUGUCUCUUUCAAUAUCUCAGAGCAGUAAAGCUUACAUAAAUUUCAGCAGCAUCCCGAAAGAUAUGGCGCUUGGAGAAAUACAAACUUACGGUUUUGUUGCCGCGUGCUUAUUGGGAAUCACAGCGAUUGUUACAUUUAUCGGCUUCGUACAUGAACAGUUAAACAAGGAUAAAACAGAAGACGGAGCUGAGAAAGAUAUUAAACCUUGCUUUCAUAGUGAAAAAUCAGAAAAAUCAGAAAAAAGUCUUCAGGAGACAGUUGUUGAGUCAUCAUCUAGCGACUGGCAGGGCGAGUUGACCAAUGAUCAAGUCAAGGCACUGGUGGCUUAUCUGGACAGAGUGGAUGACGAUGGAUCUCUAGAAAAGCUUCUUGUCACGAUAGCAAACUGCUGCGCGUUUACAAACAACCAGAUUCUUUUUGCUAAAUGUGGUGCCAUCCCAAAGCUCCUUUUCCUAUUAUCAAAGCACGAGAGCAGUAAGAUUAGAACAAAAGCUGUACAAACUCUGGCCAACCUCGCAAAUUGUCUGGAGAACCAGCAUUACAUUAAGGAUUCGCUGCCUGGUCUGAUCAAUAAACUUGUCAGUUUACCUGGAUUGCAGGAAGAAGAAGAAACUGUUGCAAUACUUCAUUUACUUGUGAACAUGUCUAUAGUGAAUACAUGGCAUGGUGCUAUUGUUACUGGCACCUCAAACAUCCUACAAGUCAUUUCUAGUUCCCCACACAAAACAAAGACUAAUGCAUUAAGGCUACUUGUGAACUUAUCCUGCAGUCCAGAAAAUACAAGAAGACUAUUGGAAGAAAAGGUUCUGGAUGAAAUGUGUACAUUGCUGAAUGUAUGCACAGCAGAGGAUGACGCCCUUAGAAUUAUCACAAUCAUCGCUAACAUUUUGAGUUUUGAAAAAAAGGAUCCUCAGCUUCGUCACCUUAUAACAGAUACACGAGCAGCACUACAAGUCAAACUUGCAUCACUGAGAGGGGAUCACAUGGCUAAUGGGAACAUCACAGACAUGAUAGAUAGAGCUAAUCAGCUUUUGGCUGAGUUUCAGUAGCGACCCUUAGUCCAGUGUAUUAAAUGAGUAAGCUUGGGACUAAAACAACUGCAUUCUGACCUCUUGUACAAAAGGCCUCUAUCAGUACCAUCACCAUUAAACCUCAGUACUAGUGACACUGCUUUUAUUAGCAGGCACAGGAUGAGCGCAGGUGACAUAUGUAGCCAGGGUCGUGCCCCCUUUAUUGACAGCUAAUAAUUUUCUCUGUUGUCACUGUUCCUAUAAAAAGUUCCAAAAACAUUCUGUUCUUAUGUGGUUUUCUCCUCUACUGGCACCUUUUCAGUGGUUGUGAGGGAAAUAAGAGUGUCCAUUAUCUGUGACUGUGUCACUCCCGCUGUUGGUACUUGUUCUAUUUUACCAUCAGCUGCAUAAAAGAACAAGAAAGCAAACUUUCAACAAAACACACACAACAACAUAUGACUAUUUAAAGACACCUAAAACAGGUAUGGUACUACUGCACCAAUUAGAAUAAUUUCAUACUUCACACUAGUGCAGUAUGUAGCUUCAGUAACAAUUUAAUAAAUAACCAGGCAAAUUAUAAGUAUGUUCAUAACUCAAGAAUCUCAUGAAUAAAGUAUAUACUAUCAUUCUUCA